This is a messenger RNA of Micropterus dolomieu (smallmouth bass), 1087 nucleotides long. RefSeq lists its product as uncharacterized. Lineage: Eukaryota; Metazoa; Chordata; Actinopteri; Centrarchiformes; Centrarchidae. The transcript is spliced from 4 exons. Bases 16 to 576 code for a protein of 186 amino acids. The record is from RefSeq and is a predicted model, not a curated record.
CGGCGGAGGGCGCUAAUGCGGCACUUUGGAUGCAGCGUCUCUAAAAACCAACGAAGAAGAAGAGGAAGAGGAAGCAGCCGGACGCGGCGGGAGUCCGGAUCUGGCUACAUGUCUGUGCAGGUGUGGUGCUUGUCGUUCCGGCAGCCGUACGCCGGCCUGGUUCUGGACGGGGUGAAGACGGUGGAGAGCCGCUGGAGGCCCCUGUUGGCCCCGCUGGAGAACCAGACUCUGGCCGUCCACAUCGCCCGGCGGGACUGGGAAGGGGAGGAGUGGAGGGCGGUGCUGAGCGGCCCGCUGGGAAUGAACCGGGCUCAGAUCCAAGCGCUCCUGGACUCCGGAGAGAGGUUUGGCCGCGGCGUGGUGGCAGGAUUGGUGGACGUGGGACGGACCUGGCUGUGCCCCGCCUCCCCGCAGGAGGAGGAGCUGCAGCACCUGGAGCGGUCGGCCGUUCUGAUUGGUCUGCAGGAGAAACACCUGACUCACCUGUCCAACCCUCGCUGGCUGAAGGAGCCGCUGAGCGCUCGAGGAGAUCGCGACCUCUGGACCGUUGAGAUCCCCGCCGAGCUGUUACCAUGACAACGAUCACAAAGAAGAAUAAAAGUGACUGCAGCAGCGAAGUGAACAAACUCCCUGGAAGCUGCUGCUGCAGAUGUUCGUCAUUAAAGAGAUGCGACGAAACGCUGCGUCUGCUGCAGACAGUUCAGCUUUGAUCCUCAGUUCUGCAUGAGGACCAUCUGAGCAGCUGGGAUCUGGUUUAUGCUGAAACGCCACGUGUGAUGAUGACGAGUGAAGAUUCAGCUCACGGUGGUGUACGGAGUCACAUCGGUGUCACUAAUUCAGGAUUUAUCUUUAAAUGUUGAGCACAGAGGCUGGUGCUCACAUCUGGGUUUAAAAAUCCAGCCUCAGCAACAGAUCCUGCCACAGACUGAUGGACUCCAUGCCACGCCGCAUCGCCGCAGUCAUUCAGGCAAAGUACUGAGUGCUGCACAUGCUCAUACUUUUCCAGUUGGCCAACAUUUCUAAAACUCCUUUUUUUGUAUUGGUCUUAAUCUAAUUUUCUGAGAUACUGAAUUUGGGAUUUUCAUUA